AAUUUUCAGAUAACUAUGAACGUACCAGUUGGUUAUGUCGAAGCUCUUGUUGGGGACUUACAAGAAAUAAAUCGUCAAAAAGAUGUCGAAAUCGAAGAUCUGGAGCAGCAAAAGGAGGCGGACGUCGCCGAAAUAGCAGCAUUGAGAGCAGAGCUUGAUUUUCACCAAAAUAUAGCUGACAAGUUACUAAAAGUAAACGAAGAUAUGAAGGAAAUAUCAAAAAAGAAAGUAAGAAUAGUUGAAGAACUUGCAAAGCAUUUUCCAACUCAAUCCAACGACGUGAAAACAUUGUGCAAUGCUUGCAUGAAGAUGACAAAGUAACCACUGGCCAUGAAGAGAAGGACAAACUAUAAGCAUAAAAUCCGAACAUCAUUCAGUUAACUUUUUUCAACUACACAGAUAAUUCAAUAAUAAUUGUUAUAAGAAAAUUUAAUGAAUUCUCUAUAAAAAUAAAUAUUCAUUUGUCAAU
Messenger RNA from Caenorhabditis elegans, 469 nucleotides. RefSeq names its product MT domain-containing protein (gene H03G16.5). The transcript has 3 exons. The record is from RefSeq and is marked reviewed. Lineage: Eukaryota; Metazoa; Nematoda; Chromadorea; Rhabditida; Rhabditidae. Bases 16 to 321 code for a protein of 101 amino acids.